Nannizzia gypsea CBS 118893 is the source of this 213-nucleotide messenger RNA. RefSeq lists its product as hypothetical. The transcript is spliced from 2 exons. The record is from RefSeq and is a predicted model, not a curated record. Lineage: Eukaryota; Fungi; Ascomycota; Eurotiomycetes; Onygenales; Arthrodermataceae. The coding region runs from base 1 to 213 and encodes 70 amino acids.
AUGAGCGUGAGCAUUGCCACUGUCUGCACGUGUAAGCGGGAGAAAUGGGACUUGCAAGAGCCUGACCGCAAGGUUAGAGUCUACCUUGAAAGUGACAUGCACGAGCUUGAGUAUAUAUCGUGCAUACCAAUCGGCAGAUGCCUACUUUGGGACGACCAGGAUGGAGAGACGAAGCCAACCGGAAGUCAAGGUGACUAUACACGGGCCUCUUGA